Lindgomyces ingoldianus is the source of this 473-nucleotide messenger RNA. Its product is annotated as dolichol phosphate mannosyltransferas-like protein subunit 3. The record is from RefSeq and is a predicted model, not a curated record. Lineage: Eukaryota; Fungi; Ascomycota; Dothideomycetes; Pleosporales; Lindgomycetaceae. Gene Ontology annotation, biological process: GPI anchor biosynthetic process. The coding region runs from base 123 to 407 and encodes 94 amino acids. The transcript has 4 exons. Gene Ontology annotation, cellular component: dolichol-phosphate-mannose synthase complex; endoplasmic reticulum membrane.
UCCUGCCUCAGAUCACGUCCAGCAGCGCGACAAGAAGACGAAACGUAGAAGUACGCACCUGUCCACCCCCCUUUCUGUUCUACUACAUACUGCCGCGCCGAGACACUUCUUUCACCACCAAGAUGACGCGCGCUCAGCAGACGAUCUCAAUUGCUAUGCUCUUGACCUCACUCUACCUGGCGUGUUUCAUGGAAGUCGUUUCUUUUCCCCAGAAGAUCCAAAAAGAGAUCAUCCCCGUGCUUCCAUUCUGGGCUCUCGUCUCCUUUGGCGCCUACCUCUUGUUUAAAUUGGGUUGGGGGGUCUUCACCUUCAACGAUGUCCCCGAAGCACAUAAGGAAUUGAUGGAACAGAUACAACAGGCGAGGAAGGAGCUUCAAGCGAAGGGUGUGGAUGUUGGUUCGGACUGAGGCACGUGUUUGGAGUUCUGGUCAUCAGGAGGAAGGCAGCGACAAUUGGGAGUAACCGGAUGCCUU